AGCAUUUUAAUGCAAAAGUGGAGAUUUACUCUUUCGAAAUAAGAAAGACUGUUGUGACAGUUCCAUAAACAAUUUGUUUGGCGGCAAGCAAGGUUUCUCCGGCACUGAUCAGGAGAAAUGGGUCGGUGUCGAGCUGCGUCGCGCCCUGCCGACGAUGAUCCCAACCACAGGUCAAAGAGAAAAAAAGCUGCUCUGACUGUAGAAAAUUCAGAAACUUUACCUACAGGCCAAGGGAUAACUAAUAGCAAGGUAUCUCUUUAUCACUGUAAUUAUUGUAACAAGGAUAUUUCGGGGAAGAUUCGCAUCAAGUGUGUUUUGUGUCAAGAUUUUGAUCUCUGCAUAGAGUGCUUCUCUGUUGGUGCUGAGGUGACACCUCACAAAAGCAAUCAUCCAUAUCGGACUAUGGAUAAUCUAUCUUUUCCACUUAUGUGUCCAGAUUGGAAUACAGAUGAAGAGAUGUUACUUUUAGAGGGCAUUGAAAUGUAUGGAUUUGGGAAUUGGAAUGAAGUUACUGAGUAUGUCGGAACAAAAAGCAAAUUUCAAUGUAUUGAUCACUACAAUGCUGUAUAUAUGAACUCACCAUGUUUUCCUCUCCCUGAUUUGUCUCAUGUUAUGGGAAAGAGCAGAGAGGAACUCUUUGCAAUGGUGAAGGGACGUGAAGUCAUGAAAGAAAUUCCUCUAACUGCAGAGCUUACUCUGAAAGAAGAAAUUCCCUUCUCUGAUGGAAUAAGCUACGAAGAGUCGAAGAAGGCAGAGAUCUAUAAUCAAACAAUGUCUAGGUUAACCUCAGAAUGUGGCAAAGCUUACUCAAGUACAAUUAAGAAGGCUUCCAAUGUGAGCCAAAAUAAUGACGGAGUUAAGAUGGAAGAGUCUCAAGCAGAUCGGAGCAUUGGAGAGAAGAAACCUAAAUUAUCUGGGGAAGAUAGGCCUUCUAUGACAGAGUUGAGUGGAUACAGUUUUAAGAGAGAGGAAUUUGACAUUGAAUAUGACAAUGAUGCAGAGCAAGUGUUGGCAGAUAUGGAAUUUAAGGACACUGAUACUGAAGCCGAACAUAAAAUGAAACUGCAUGUGCUUCAUAUCUACUCAAAAAGGUUAGAUGAACGGAAGCGCAGAAAGAUAUUUAUACUCGAAAGAGAUUUACUUUAUCCUGAUCCUUUUGAGAAAUCUCUCUUGCCUGAAGAGCUUCAAAUAUGUCAGCGUUACAAGGUCUUCACACGGUUUCACUCAAAACAAGAGCAUCUGGAUUUGCUAAAAACUAUUAUUGAAGAACACAGGCUGGUCAAAAGAAUACAAGAUUUACAGGAAGCCCGAAUUGCUGGCUGUGUAACUGCUGCUGAUGCUUAUCGAUUUAUUGAACAAAAGAGGACAAAGGAAGCUGAAUCGAGUGCCUGUAAAGAAAGUGGUCAGAUUGGAACAAGUGCCAAGACAUUACUGAGGCCAAAUUAUCUCAAAGGAGAACUUGAUACUAGUCCGCGGGGCCUUCAAAAGGGGACUUCAGCUUUAUUUGCUGGUGCCAAGGAUUCACCUGCUGCCAUACAAACCAUCACAAGGUCGCUAGAAGAGUGGGAUAUCAGUGGAUUUGCUGGGGCUGAAUUACUAUCCGAAUCUGAGAAAAAGCUUUGUAACGAGAUCAGAGUUCUACCGUCGCACUAUCUCAACAUGCUGCAGACCAUGUCAUCCGAAAUUUCAAAGGGCAAUGUGACCAAUAAAUCUGAUGCACGUACACUGUUUAAGGUAGAGCCAAGCAAGGUGGAUAGAGUCUACGAUAUGCUUGUGAACAAAGGAGUUGUGCAAACAUAGUGAAAUGCUAUGUAAUGGUUAUAAAGCCACUUUUUUACAUUUUUCUUCGUCUUCUCCUUUCUCCCAUUAAGAUAUAAUUAGAUAAACACCUGUGUGAUAUGCAAAAACAAAUGAUUAUAUUAUAUUAUUAAGAUUUAUGUGUCUGUUGUUGGUAGACAGUACAUCCAAUUGUGGCAUUUGUUCAUUAGCAAUCAUUUCAUUUGCCCUGUAAUGCAUACUAAUUAAAUGUAAAAAAACGAUAUCAAACUUUAAAAUGUUA
Cajanus cajan (pigeon pea) is the source of this 2059-nucleotide messenger RNA. It is a transcript of the gene ADA2A, whose product is annotated as ADA2 2A. Gene Ontology annotation, molecular function: transcription coactivator activity; zinc ion binding; chromatin binding. Gene Ontology annotation, biological process: regulation of transcription by RNA polymerase II; chromatin remodeling. Lineage: Eukaryota; Viridiplantae; Streptophyta; Magnoliopsida; Fabales; Fabaceae. The record is from RefSeq and is a predicted model, not a curated record. Gene Ontology annotation, cellular component: nucleus.